Messenger RNA from Prorocentrum cordatum, 214 nucleotides. The record is from the annotation of a GenBank genome assembly. Lineage: Eukaryota; Dinophyceae; Prorocentrales; Prorocentraceae.
GCUUCACCACCAAUGGCCACCAUGCCGUCGUGGAGUUCGGAGCAUGCUAGCGCAGGACGGCCGCUCCGUCGUAGGUGUAGGGGCGCCGACCGCAUCGUGCCUCUGUGCGCCGCUGCUGCGACGGGGUGCGGGAGCCGCCCUCGUCCCCGGCCGCGCGGCGGGGGCCUCGAGACCGCGGCCCCGCUGCCCGAGCUUCGACGAGGGCCCUGCGCCG